AUGAACAACAAUAUUAACGGGAAAGUAGUUGUCAUCACCGGAGCCAGCAGCGGUAUUGGUUUGGCAACCGCCAUUCACCUGGCUUCCUUAGGUGCCACUGUCAGCCUGGCGGCAAGGCGUAGCGAAAAACUGGAUCAGCUGGUUGCAGCGAUUGAACAGAGCGGAGGCAGGGCUAAAGCAUUCAUUACCGAUGUCAGUAAACGUGAAGAGGUAGAUGCGCUCAUCGCCAAUACCAUCGCCGCCUUUGGCAAGAUUGAUGUACUCUUUAAUAAUGCAGGCAUCAUGCCUGUUUCCCUGCUCGAAAACCGACACUACGAAGAAUGGGAGCAAAUGAUCGACAUCAAUAUAAAAGGGGUUUUGUAUGGUAUUGGUGCAGUUUUACCUCACUUCAAAACACAACUGAGUGGGCAUUUUAUCAAUGUAUCUUCGGUAGCCGGUCAUACGGUAUCUCCGUCCAGCUCGGUAUAUUCUGCCACAAAGUUUGCGGUAAGAGCCAUUAGUGAAGGGCUUCGCCAGGAGGUAAAACCCUACAAUAUCCGCACGACCAUCCUAUCUCCCGGACUUACCCAAAGCGAGCUCACCAAUACGAUUACCGAUGAACAGAUCAAACCCAUGAUCAGCGCCAUGAUGCCAUUAGCCAUCCCUGCUGAAAGCAUUGCCCAGGCAGUAGCAUAUGUAAUCGGGCAACCUGCCGAAGUGGACGUUAAUGAGAUGAUCAUCAGGCCUACCGCGCAGCAAUACUAA
Messenger RNA from Ostertagia ostertagi, 744 nucleotides. The record is from the annotation of a GenBank genome assembly. NCBI's taxonomy places the organism in Eukaryota, Metazoa, Nematoda, Chromadorea, Rhabditida, Trichostrongylidae.